Molecule: messenger RNA, 1528 nt
Organism: Diachasmimorpha longicaudata
Lineage: Eukaryota; Metazoa; Arthropoda; Insecta; Hymenoptera; Braconidae
Gene: Atg8a
Product: gamma-aminobutyric acid receptor-associated protein
Exons: 3
Coding region: 181-534 (117 amino acids)
Biological process (GO): cellular response to nitrogen starvation; autophagosome assembly; macroautophagy
Cellular component (GO): autophagosome; cytosol; autophagosome membrane
Molecular function (GO): GABA receptor binding; ubiquitin protein ligase binding
Source: RefSeq, a predicted model, not a curated record
AGUUACAGAUGUCCGCUGAAGUUUUUCAGUUGUCGAGUGGACGCACCAGACAACCAAAACCAAAAACUCGUUAUUUACCUUGAAAGAUCGCCACGAAAGAUCCCUCUGAGUCUUUAAAAAACCCUUGAGAGCAGCAGACAACGAAGAAAUCCGCGAAUUCAGCGUUUGAACGUGCGAAAUAUGAAGUUCCAGUACAAGGAGGAGCAUCCCUUUGAGAAACGAAAGGCCGAGGGCGAGAAAAUUCGUCGAAAAUACCCCGACAGGGUUCCAGUGAUCGUUGAGAAAGCACCAAAGGCCAAGAUCAGCGACUUGGACAAGCAGAAGUACUUAGUCCCCUCCGAUCUUACGGUAGGUCAGUUCUACUUCUUGAUUCGUAAACGCAUACAUCUUCGCCCCGAGGAUGCGCUCUUCUUCUUCGUAAACAACAUCAUUCCACCCACAAGUGCCACCAUGGGCUCGCUCUAUCAGGAACAUCACGAGGAGGACUGUUUCCUCUACAUUGCGUACAGCGAUGAGAACGUGUAUGGCCACUAGGUCCUCAUCCCUCCACAAUGGCGCACCAUAUCCCCACGAGUGGAAAUAAAAUCACCAAAAAAGGUUUCGAAAAUAAUCUAGAGUCUGCAAAUUCCCAAGAAUGAGUGACGACCCUAAAAAAUGAUAAAAAUCGUAGUCUCUGUAGCACCGGAAGCGUUGUCAGCAUUUUAAAACUCCCCCGAGUCAAAAUUAAUCAUCCACCAGUGUUAAUCAAUAAGCCAAAUUUUUUUUAUUCUCGUUUCGAUCGUCUCCUGGUCUCAAAAUCUAGUCUCUAUUCAUCAGCAUCGAUAAUUAUUCCCACUGUCACUCGACAUUUUUUUCUGUCACUCAUUAAGUUCUGUUGACAAGUAUUUUGCCGUCGAUAAAUAAAUAAAUCGCGAAACCGGUUAGUUUAUUGAUUGAUUAAUUGUUUGGAUUACAUCAGUCAUUUAUUUUUAUUAAAUUGUCCGUGUCUCUCGUAAUGCCGAAUUAAUAGCGCAUUGUUGAUUGAUUGAAUGAUUUAGUUGAAUUAAUUAGGGAAUUGUAUCAGUUCGCUGUUCGAAGAUGACGAAUAAAUCAUGGCAAAAUGUGGGUGCAGUCGUCCAGGGGUAAAAUAAUUUUAAAAAUUAAAGAAAUAUAUGAAAAAACAAAAUCAAUGAAAAGCGGCGUGAUAAUUUUUAUUUCACUGUUAGGCUAGUGUUGCUACUUGUAUUUUCAAUGAAUAUAAUGUUAUCAUUUAGUUAAGAGAAAAAAUGGCGACUAUUUGAUUGAUGAUUCGACUGAAAUUCGUGGAUUUUUUCAGGGAAAUUCAAUUCACGUGAUUUCGGUCGGUCGAAUCAAUGUAAAAUCAAUAUAAAAUUGGAUUGGUAAUUUCUAUAAUGAUGAGGGGAGGGAUUAUUUUGUUAAGUCAAAUUUAUUAUGAGUUUUAUUAAUUCAGUGAAGUUUUUAUUGUCAUAGGAUCCAAUUAAUCGAUGUAAACGCCAAUAAAAUGACAAAAAAAUCAUAAACCGAAGAA